GAUUGGACUGUGGCCGAGGAACAGAUAAUCGAUUUGGAAUCGUAAUCAUAUAUGCUCCCGUCGUCUUCCCAUUUACUCACCGAGUCCCACUCUCUUCUUGUCCUACCCCUUGUGACUCUCAACCUUUUUUUUCCUUUCCAGAAUUUACCUAUUCAUUUUUUUUCACUUUAAACCACCACGUUCCCCUCCCCUUCCCUCUUACAGGCGCGUGGUGCUCAAAUUCAUCACCUCUCACGUGAAUUUAGCAAAUCUUAUAGGAGUUACCACGUGGAGGCCAUCAACGAGCAUUGUAAUUACAGCCGUCGGAUAAAGUGUGUUAACUCCAGUUUCAGUUACUCCAUUUAUUAUUUAUUAAAAGCACUGAACAGUUUGAACCGUCUGUGGGAGAAUAAUAAAAGAAGCCAUCGAAUCGAAGGGCCAAACUAGCCGAGGUUGACACCAAUAACUAACAACAGUGGAUUUUGGAAUCAGGUGGGAAUGCAACGUGUACGAGGCAACGAAAUCCGACGUGGCGGACAUGUAGGACAAGAUUGUUUGUUUGAUCGGACGGUAAAGGAGAGUCAGAAAUUAAAAGGCGCGGAUUAAAUGGGACUUGGGACUUGAGAGUUGGGAUGAUGCAUUUAAAAGCGAGCGAGAAGAGCUUGGGAAGUGAAUCUCUCGAACAAAAGGUUUGUUUAAUCUUCAAUGGUGGUUUUGGUUUUGAUCUAUGAAGGAAGUGAAAAGUGUGAUUGUUUUUGUUUAUUGUUUGGGGAAAGGAGAUUCGUUGCAUUAAUGAGUUUUUCUCUGUAAUUCAAGUUGUUUAAAAAGAGUUUUUCCAAACAUUUGCUUUCCUUUUGAGUUUUUUUUAUGCUAUUUUUAUCUCUUACUAUUACUUUUUUUUUUUGGCUUUAUCUUUCUUUGUUACUCUUUCAGCGCUUUAUUUCACGAAAAACCUGAUUCUCUGAACACGAGGAAUUAAUUACUUUUACCUUAUUUCUUUUGAAAAAAAUUCAAUCUCUCAGUUUUCAGCUUUGUUCUUCUGUUUGUCUCUGCUCUCUUUUCCUCUGCUUUCUCAGCUGAGAGGAAAUGGAGACGCUUUUAAGCUCUUUGCUAAUCUCCAAACAGACAAAAAGAGAGAGAAACGGAGAGACAACAGCAAGAUUAGGCAAGGCAACAACUAAAUCUGAUUUAUUUUCACUUUCCAUGGAAAAAAACAAAACCCAAACGCCACUUUUUCGAUUUUCUUUCCGGCUUACUUUUUGCUUAUAACUAAACCCACCAAAAAAAGAAAAACCCCAUUAAUGUCAUCUCAUUUUUUCUUCUUUCUUCUAUCUCUUCACUUCUGAAUUGUACCCAUGGAUGCAUUAAAACGAAGCUUUCUCUGACCCUUUAUGUUUUUGUUUCUUGUUUUCAUUCAUGUAAUUGAAGAAGCCCUGAAAAUGGAGAAGAAGAAAAUUUUGGGUUGAAGCUUUUGAGGCGGUGUUUCUUAUGAGUGAAUUUGGAUCUUUUUUGUUAUUAUUAUUAUUUUUUUGUAACCGUGAAAGCCGUUUUCCAAGAGGGAACUGCCAAGUGAUAGCUAGAUGUUAGUAAUGUUAGCAUGGAUAUGAUAUCAACAGAAAUGGACAAGAGUCGAGACGUGAGGCGUGUAACAAGUCGGUUCUCACGACAACAGAUUAACAAUACAAGCAACAAGCAACAACAAUCUCGACCCAACCUCAUCUUUGAGUUUAAAUGGCUUUGUUCGUCCAUUGAUUUUGAAUGUUGCGAUGGAGGUGUUGGUGGGGACUUUGUUUGUUUAGAGAAACCGAAGAAAGAGAAAAUAAGAAGACUGAGCAGCGUUAAUGGUAAUAGAGGCAGUCCCACUCCCUGUCCCUAUAGCAACCAACGCUGUGAAACUGAAAUGGGUAGUUGUUGUUGCUGUGAUUUGUCUCCUGAUAAUAGUGAAAGUCAGUGUCCUUCACAGUCACAUCAUUCUUCUUCUCUCAUCACUAGUUCCACCACCAAGAGAUUUAAGAUUCCCAAAAAGUUUUUUGAUGACUGCAAUGUCGUUGAUCAUGCCUCUGUUCCACGGAAGCUGCGGUCAGCCAUGAAGAAGCGCGGUUGCGAAUCCAUCUCCCCGCCUUUACCAGAUUCAAAGAAACUGAACCAUACACUUGGUGGAGGCGAAUCGCAUAAAAAGGAUGGUGUAAAGAAACCCAAACUGAAUUUGAAACAAGGAGAGUCAGACUGGUCCAGGAAGGGAACUGUUUCUGGGCCAAUCACAAAAGAUGAGGAAGAGGUUGUGGAGACCCUGUAUGCUUUGGCAGGAAUGUUCCCUGAGGGUGACUCAAUGGAUAAGAAUAAAUUGAGUGGUGAAUCAAUGGAAGUAAAAUCUUCAGCUCCUCUAGAGACAUCAGAGAGUCCCGUCACAACACGUGAAGUUAAAAAGGAAGAUACGAACUCAGUUUGCCAUCCACAAGCUGCUGAGACUGGUCCUUCAGCCACUAUAGAGGAGUCAUCCAAUGAAGUUGCUGAACUCAUUUCUUUGAAUGGACCUGCUACUCAAUAUCAGCCUGGCUUGCCCUGCAGCAAAAAGUCCCGUAAAGAACCAGAUAGUACUAUUUCUCAAAUAAGGCCGAAUACUACCAUCCCUUCGUUGGCUAAGAGUGAAUCUGAUGCUGAGAAGUCAUCUUGCAUUCAUGGCAACUUUCAUGUUCUCUCUGAACCAAGCUUAGAAACUGGAUUGAAGCAGCCCAAGCAACAGGUGACCAAUCUUUUUGAGAGAAAGCCAGAGAUGGCAUUUGGGGUUACUACUGUUGAAAGGCAAAUGGCACAGCAACAUAUGAUCGAGGAGCCAAGAAAAAAUGGUCUUGCAUUGUGGCCAGGCUUGUCUUCUUCUGUGCCCCUUGUAGCUGGGAGGAGCCCUGGUGGUUCUUCACCAUCAUCUGCUACUAAAAUUCCAGCUUGGUUGGAUGCUGCAAUGUAUGGCCCCAGGACAUGUUCACUAGAAAGUGGUUCUUCAACCGAAAAGGUUUUGGAACCCAACAUGGAUAGGAAGUCAAUGAAGAGGUGUGCUACUCAUGUUUAUAUCAGUUGUCUCAUUCGUAAUUUACAGAUGCAAGACAGCAAAGACAGCACUCUUCAACAGCCUUUUCAAUUGAAACCCCAUUUAGGAUUAAAGCAGACAGCUCUUUUGUAUCCCAACAAUUGCAGUAAUUUGAGAAAUGGUAUAAAUGGCACCAUGCCUAGUAUCCGUUCUGGCCAUUCUACUACUGAUAGAAGUUCUUACGAAGCUAGAAGUGGCAUUCUGGAGAAAAAACUGCUCCAUCAGGAACAACCACAGGUUGCUUCAGCAUCUGGGAUGCACACUUCAGAGAGGCAGAGUUUUGAUUUCUUGUCUUUGUCGGCUGGAUGCAUUGGUAUGGAAGCUAAUAACAGCCCUAAGAUAGCUGGAAAUGCAAUUGAAUCGUUGCAACAACUCCAAGUUCCUUACCUUCAUUCACUUCCACAACAUCAGUCACUCUUGCCUUUCUCAAUACUCUCUUCUCGUUUUACCUCCUCUGCUUACACAGACCAGCUUUCAGCAGGAAAAGCUGCGCAGCAGGUCCAACUGCACCUACCUCAAUAUCUUAGUAACCCUUACUGUGGCCCUCCCUACACAAGUCAGUCAGGUGUUGCAAAACCACAGCAGCAACAGCAACAACAACAACGAUUUUGGGCAGCUCACCUAGCAGCUCAGUACAGGCCUGGGGGAACUUCCGCAGUCUUUACCCAAUUUCCAAGUUGGCCGAAUGGGAAGCCUGAGUCUUCAACAUUGAUGCCCUGUGCUCAGACUGCCAUCCCUCCCCAUUCAACACUAGAUGCUGUUGGGCCCAAGUACAAUACAGUCCCACAAUAUCAGCAGCCAAAAGUUGCCAUUUCUUCAUCAUUGCCCCCAGCCAGAUUUAAAAGGCCAGAUCACCAUAUUCCAUACCUUCUUGAAGAAGGCAGUGAUGGAUUUCGCGCUGCUGGGCCAUCGCCAUUGCAGUUACUAUGCAAUGAGCGCUUCUGAAGUUUGAAGUAGAAAGUUC
This is a messenger RNA of Durio zibethinus, 4028 nucleotides long. The record is from RefSeq and is a predicted model, not a curated record. Lineage: Eukaryota; Viridiplantae; Streptophyta; Magnoliopsida; Malvales; Malvaceae.